Carcharodon carcharias (great white shark) is the source of this 4119-nucleotide messenger RNA. It is a transcript of the gene nthl1, whose product is annotated as nth-like DNA glycosylase 1. Gene Ontology annotation, cellular component: nucleus. The record is from RefSeq and is a predicted model, not a curated record. Lineage: Eukaryota; Metazoa; Chordata; Chondrichthyes; Lamniformes; Lamnidae. The transcript has 5 exons. The coding region runs from base 317 to 1381 and encodes 354 amino acids. Gene Ontology annotation, molecular function: DNA-(apurinic or apyrimidinic site) endonuclease activity; DNA binding; oxidized pyrimidine nucleobase lesion DNA N-glycosylase activity. Gene Ontology annotation, biological process: base-excision repair, AP site formation; base-excision repair; nucleotide-excision repair.
CAGAUUGUUGGGCCCAGAGUAUCGAGGGCCAUCAGAUCGCAUGUAUCUUCCUGCGAAAAUCAGGAAACAUCGUGGACUGGAGAGAGUCAUUCGGCCCUUCGAGGCUCGCUCCCAGCCCAGAACGGGGAUUGCAGUGGGUGGGACAUGGGGUUGAAGCUGGUCAGAAUGCGCUGACGUCAAGGAGAAGCCCGCGCGUGAUUCGAAUAUCGUGACAUUUACCCAAUUGAUACAUUUUAUCUGCGCGGGAUUUAAAGGGGCCGCGACCCUCCUACCCCGGCUCUCCGCUUUCGAUAAAACAAAAGCAAACCUGGGAAACAUGGCUUCCACAUCGCCUUAUUUCACGCCAGGGGUACUGACUCGGAACAUGAGCCGACGGGUGUGCGCGACCGCCGGCGGCAGGUUGCGACAGCCCGGGAAAGGCGAUGGGAGACCCGUCUGCAGCGAUGCAGCGGGACAACCUGGCGGCGACUCCAUCCAGGAAACGGUCAGAGCGCUCCCAACGAUCCAGUCUGAAGACUCUGCCCCCACGAGUGCACCGAGGCAGAAAAGGGAGCGCUUGCAGGCUGGCAGCAAGUCGACCAAAGUCACUGGCCAGGCGCAGGCAGCUGUUUCACCCGCCGAUGAGACAAACUCUGAAUGGGAACCCAAGGACUGGCGAGAGCAGUGGAAUAAUAUCAGGGAGAUGAGGAAGGUCAGGGACGCGCCUGUGGAUCACAUGGGCGCUGAACAUUGUUUCGACAAAACUGCAGCCCCGGAGGUCAUGAGGUAUCAGGUGCUUUUGUCGCUCAUGCUCUCCAGCCAGACCAGGGAUCAUGUGACAUCUGCAGCAAUGAAAAAGCUGAGAGACCAUGGCUUGACUGUGGAGAGCAUUCUCAAGAUGGAGGACAAGACACUCGGAGAGCUCAUCUAUCCAGUCGGAUUCUGGAGGAAUAAAGUGAAAUACAUUAAACAGACCACUGCGAUCCUGAAGGAACAGUACAGUGGUGACAUUCCCAACAGCAUCAGCGAACUUCUGAAACUUCCAGGAGUGGGACCGAAGAUGGCCCAUCUCAUCACGAAGAUAGCCUGGAACAACGUGUCUGGCAUCAGUGUUGACACCCAUGUGCACAGGAUUAUAAACCGACUAAAGUGGGCCAAAAAAGAGACCAAAAAUCCAGAGGAAAGUAGACGGGCACUGGAAGAAUGGAUGCCACGGGAGCUCUGGAGUGAGACCAACUGGCUGCUGGUGGGAUUUGGUCAGCAGAUGUGCCUUCCAGUGAACCCUCGCUGUGCUGGAUGUCUCAACAGAGAUAUCUGUCCCACAGCCAAGAACAAUCUUCGGAAAACAAAUCCUGGGCUUCCUCCCAGCUCUCUGCGUCAGCCUUGCCAACAGCAACAAUAAUUAAAUCCUUGUGUUUAGACAUUAGGUCGUGGUAUAAAUUAUUCAAAAGGAUGGGGAGAUGUUUGUCCCAAAGUUAACUAAAACAAAACUGUAUCUGAUGUUGUUGAUGGAUUCCAGUUGCUGGUGGAGCAUUGAACACAAUUGACUAAUGAUGUUCCCAGUGAGAGCAGUGUGCAGGUUCUAAAGAUGCAUCUUUAAUAGGACCGGGUAUCGCAGCCUGGUGACAAGUGCCCCAUACUGACACAGGCAGGCAAGUCUCACAUACUAAUCUGCGGCUUAUCAAGUAGUCAAAUUCCCCACUGGUAAACCAACUGUUUGACAUUCCACCGAAUGCUCCUAGUUCACCAGUUAAGGCAUUUGUAUUAAAUUCUAUUGUCUUCUGUGCUUCAUUGGGUUAAAGUUUUUAACUAGUGUGGGCAGUAAUUUUACCUGAACACUAACCAAUGCCUCAAAAAUAGAAUGUAAAUGAUUAAUUAGCAUCCCUUAAUUAUCCUGUGGUUUGCAGUACAUUUUUAUUUCAGUAAACAGCAGUACCCUUGGUUGACACACCUAUCUUUAGCCUGUGCUUUUUUUUUUAAAGAAAGGAUUUCCUUCAUUCCCUCUCCCUCGUUACAAGUUGUUCCUCCAUUGAGAAGUCCUCCUUGGCUCCAUUCCCUGGCUGGGAGGGACACAGGGCAGCUCCCUGUACCCAACCCUCUGUAGGUGUCUUCCCUUAACUGAAAAAAUGUCAGUGACAUAGACUGGCAGUGAAAGGCCAUUAUGUCAAUUAACCCUCCACCAACUGAAAUUUGGGAAGAAGAAUUCAGUCUGCCACACCUGAGAUUCUGAACACCCCUGAGAUUCUGAACACCCCUGUGCCACCACCCCCACAAGCCCUCACUCAUUACUUGCAUAAUGAGGGACAACUCAAAUAGUUGAGUGCUCACUUUCCAACCAGAUGUAUGCUACCCAAAAUCACCAAGACCAGUAGAACUGGAAAUUCGUUCUCCCACCUUGCCUACUUCAGUUGACCUAUUUCUGGGUUAAGAAUUUGACACAUUGCUGGAGCUUAGGAGAAUUUAUAUCUGACAACCGGACUUUUUUUUUUAAUGGCCUUAAUGCAAGUGGCUGGGUGGAUAAAUACUUCACUUGACAGAUACCAAAGCAAAAUACCAUGGAUGCUGCAAACCUGAAAUAAAAACAGAAAGUGCUGGAAAAACUCAGCUAAUCUGGAAAUAUCGAUGGAGAGAGAAACAGAAUGAACACUUCAGGUCAAGAGAGUUUCUCUCUCCACAAAUGCUGCCAGACCUGCUGAGCAUUUCCUGGGCAGAGCUGCUUCACUCUGCACAGUAAUGGUUUUGUGAUGUGUUCUCUCCAUGCACCCUUUUCCAUUCAGCACUGACUGAGCCCAUAACUCACUUCACCCUUUCCUCCAAGUUCUGCAAUCUGACCACUUAAUUCACUGUUUCAAGCAAAGAAACACCAAAGUCUUGCAGCAGAUAAGCACUGAGAGGCAAAUGGCCAGAAAUGGGCAAGAUAAAGUACAGGGUUAUGAAAGCAGUUGCAAAGCUAAUCUACUUUAAUUACUUAGCCACAGUCAUCAGAAUUUAAUGGUUCUUCUGUCCAUCCACCUCCUAAGAAAGUACAAGCUAGAAAUGACUGGACAAUAUCAGCCAAUGUUCAUUUCUCAUUCCUCUGUUUGCUAUUUUAUCAGCGAUGACAGUGCAUUUAUUCAUCAAAAUGUGAGACAGGAAUAUCUUAGCACAUUAAACAUUCUUUCACUGAUAUCAUCAGCACCGAUUUCUGGGCUAUUGCUUUGGUAACUGGUUGGACUGUCCACAUUCAGCUGUCACUAUUUAUAUUAAAUUCAGUGCAGGUUUGUUAAACCAGCUCCAAUAUCAUAGCCCCACUUCAGACAUAUUAACAGCAGUACAAACCACCACGGAGCUCAACACAACAGGUAAAAGGUACAUCCUGUAUAAAUUCUAGGGUAGGGCCAAAUACUUCAAUAUGAUUGAGUGAAGCUUCUGGUUGGUACUGACUCAGGGCAGAUGUAGUGUCUUAUGAACUGGAUGCCUCCCACUGUGUAACAUAAUUGCAUAAGAAUGAAAAGAAAAUGUCUAUAGUUUUAUUUUUAUAUUUGUAACUCAUUACCUUCCAUAUAUGUUGUAAUUUACCUUGCAUACUAAGGAACAGUAGAUGCAUCCGUAGUGUAUUGGGAUGAGAGAGGAUUUAAGUAACCAAGCCUUCUCUUCUCAUUCAGUUAAUUUAGCUAUCUUCUGUUGGCCAAGGCAGCACCAGUUAUUUAACAAACUGGAAGAAUUUGUGGACAAGUUUAUGUUUAAAUAUAUAGGAAUCAUCAGAAGAAACCAAUUUAAAGGGUUGGCAGCACAAGUAUUUGUGAAGAUUGUGCACCCAAAGUGUGUGAUGUGGCUAGUGUUCUAAAGCCUAUUAGUGUAGCUAAGGAUGCGUAUGCAAGACCACUCAGCCCAUUGAACACACUGCUUUCAAGGUAUGCUCAAGUAAAUAGAAGCUGGAUGCUAUUAACGUGCAUGGAAAUCCACAUCCACUGAGACGUGUGACAUGUGCGGUUGGGAAUACUGUUCAGUGGCUUAAGUCUCUGCUGAGGCCUGGGGUGGGGUGGUUCUGCAUGGGGUGGGGGGUGUGGCGAAGGGGUUGUUGCUACAUUACUUAAAGUCAACCAGAAUGUCAAUCUACAAGAGCUCCACUUUUACAUGGAAAUAAAAUAAUUGUAAGAA